Aspergillus candidus is the source of this 1328-nucleotide messenger RNA. RefSeq names its product mitochondrial 54S ribosomal protein uL5m. The transcript has 3 exons. Gene Ontology annotation, cellular component: ribosome; cytosolic large ribosomal subunit. Gene Ontology annotation, molecular function: RNA binding; structural constituent of ribosome. Gene Ontology annotation, biological process: translation. Lineage: Eukaryota; Fungi; Ascomycota; Eurotiomycetes; Eurotiales; Aspergillaceae. The record is from RefSeq and is a predicted model, not a curated record. Bases 40 to 1092 code for a protein of 350 amino acids.
UCCCCAUCAAUCGUGGCCACGCAUCUUUCAUAGAUUCCAAUGGCUGCCAGCGAGUCUUCCCGAUACCUGGCAAGGUCGUUGCCACGGGCUUUGGCCCAAAAUGCUCGUCCUCUGGGCUUCUGUUGGCGUCGCAAUGCCUCCAACCGAGCCGCUGACUUGGGCGAUCUGGAGUCGGACGGCUCUCUAGCAACGGCACCCGUGUCGGAGGAGACGGUGAAAUCAUACGAUCCUAUCGCGAAUUCCAAAGGGCGGAAGAAGCAGCUUCCUCGGAGUCGAUAUCAAUUCCGUUCGCCCAAAUACAACCGUGGGCCGUUACAUCCUCACCAACCUCCUCCUGAAUCCGACCCCUCCUCUCGACUAUACGUUCCGGGCCCAUUCAUGCUGCCCAGAACCGAGCAGACGUGGCAGUCGACCGUCGCGUCCGACAUUCUCACCCUCUGCUACGUCCACAACCCACCCGGCUUCAAGCCGCCGCCCAAGGCGCCCCGUCUGCGCUCCUGGGACGACAGCUCGCCCUACCACAAGAACCGUCAGCUGCGCGGGCCUCGCGGCGGUGACGUCCUGCGCCUUCUCCGCAAACCCAUCACCUUCAACAACAUCCCCAAGCUCGACCGCAUCACCAUCCACAGUUACGUCAAGGGAGCGGCGCAGGAGCACUCGGGCUGGAUUCACGUGGCCGGCAUGGCCGUGCAGGCUAUCUCGAACGCGCGCGUCUCGACCUUUAAGUCCCGGACGAGUGUCGCGACGUGGGGGAUCGCGCCGGGUCGCGACACCGUCGCCGUCAAGGCCGAGCUCCGCGGCGAGGACAUGCACCAUUUCUUCGGAAAGCUGGUCGACGUCGUCUUGCCCAAGGUCAAGGACUGGGAGGGUGUUAAGGGAACCAGCGGUGACAGCAGCGGCAACAUCACUCUUGGUUUGGAACCGGCUCAUGUCGCUCUCUUCCCGGAGAUCGAGGUGAACUACGAUAUGUACCCCCCGAGAAUGAUCCCCGGUGCGCACAUCACCAUCCACACAACCGCCGACACCGACAAGGAUGCCCGUCUCCUUCUCAGCGCCAUGGGAGUCCCAUUCCACGGCAAACUGGUGGACUAAAUUAGAAGAGGAAAGGAAAGAUCACACGCACGCAUUGCGCAUUGUAUACAAGAGCGGGAAGAAAUUUUCAUGCCACACUGAUUGAUCCGUGUCAUCUUUUCCCCAUUUUUCUUUUUUCCUUUAGCUUCUCUUUUUGUAUCCCCCUUUUUAGUCCUAUUCAUCAACACAUGUAAAAUACACUCUGAUGUUCCUCCGAUUUGCACAGACAGACAGACAGACAGACAGACAGACAGACA